AUGCAAGAAUAUCUUUGUAAGUUUUAUCAGAGGAUUUAUAAUAGUGAUACUGUUAGAUCAGUCUAUUUCUCUCCUGAUGGAAAUACAUUAGCUUCUGGUAGUGAUGAUGAGUCUAUCCGUCUAUGGGAUGUCAAAACAGGAUAAUAAAAAGCAAAAUUAUAUGGUCAUAGUGGUUGUAUUAACUCAGUCUGUAUUUCUCCUGAUGGAAAUACAUUAGCUUUUGGUAGUGAUGAUAAGUCUAUUCGUCUUUGGGAUGUCAAAACAGGAUAAUAAAAAGCCAAAUUAGAUGGUCAUGAUGAUGCUAUCAUAUCAGUCUGUUUCUCUCCUGAUGAAAAUACAUUAGCUUCUGGUAGUGAUGAUAAAUCUAUUCGUCUUUGGGAUGUCAAAACAGGAUAAUAAAAAGCCAAAUUAGAUGGUCAUAGUGAUAGAGUCUGGUCAGUCUCAUUCUCUCCUGAUGGAAAUACAUUAGCUUCUGGUAGUGAUGAUAUGUCUAUUCGUCUUUGGGAUGUCAAAACAGGAUAAUAAAAAGCCAAAUUAGAUGGUCAUAGUGAUACUGUUAGAUCAGUCUGUUUCUCUCCUGAUGGAAAUACAUUAGCUUCUGGUAGUGAUGAUGAGUCUAUACGACUAUGGAAUCUUAAGAAUGCAAAAGAAAUUUCAACUAUUGACAAAAAAUAUUACGAUAUUCUUUCUUAAUUAAAAGCAUAACUCUUUUAGAACAAUCUUCUACCAUGUAUUUUUUAAUUUAUUAUUAUUUAGUCUCUAAUUAUUAAAUUCUUGUCAUAACACAAUAAAUAUUAUUGGAAGCAUUAGGUACACUUAUCUUAUAAGGAGAAUUUAUAAACCAUUAAGGAAAAGAUUUGAAACCUUUAUUUAAAUCUAAAGGAAGUUGCUUUUUAGAAGACUUAGAGAAAAAGUGAUU
This is a messenger RNA of Paramecium pentaurelia, 919 nucleotides long. NCBI's taxonomy places the organism in Eukaryota, Ciliophora, Oligohymenophorea, Peniculida, Parameciidae. The record is from the annotation of a GenBank genome assembly.